AUGUCACCGCUUAGCGCGGCGGAUAUCUACGAACACCCAGAGUUCGAUGGGGUCAUUUGGAAGGUCAAACCCGCGCUGGAAGGAAAAGCUACUGUAGCAGCAGGUAGACGAGGUGGACCUUUGCAGUUGGCAUACGAAAUACAUGGAGAAGGUCCGACAAGACUCGUGUGGAUCAUUGGAUUAGGAGGCUGGAUGUCAGCAUGGCAACGCCAAAUCAAAGACUUUGGUCACAGUCAAAACACAAACCGUGGCCAGAGCUCCAAAUACACCAAUCUGAUAUUCGAUCCUCGUGGCAUGGGCAAGUCGGAUAAACCGCUGACAAGAUACUCGACAUCAGAAAUGGCCAAAGACACCCUUGAGCUGAUCGACCACGUGGGUUGGACAAGGACGAGACAGCUCCAUGUGAUAGGCAGUUCCAUGGGUGGAAUGAUUGCUCAAGAACUAGCGUGUAUAGUGCCUGAGAGAAUAGCUUCUCUAACCCUAUUGGCGUCGGCACCUCGGAUCUUCAACACAAUUGGCUGGGUUCAGAAUCUAAGGGACAGAAUCAACCUUCUGUAUGUACAAUGUCGGAGAUUGAAUUUUGGUACUGAUGGUGUGACAAGAAUUCCAAAGGAGAUCGACACCCAAGUAGAAGAUACUAAGCAGCGCUUGUUCAGUUCGGAAUGGCUGAAUGAGCCAGACUCGGAGGGACAUUUCCCAACCAAUGGUGAUAGGUUUAAGGCAUAUGAGCUGAAGAAGCGCCAGGACCCCGAAGGCUAUACACGUAAAGGCUUCUUAAUGCAAGCUCUGGCAGCAGGCUGGCAUAAUGUGUCGCCGAGACAGCUGCGAAAUUUGAGCGAGCAGGUUGGGGGUGAAAGAAUCCAGGUGAUUCAUGGAACGGCGGAUAGAAUGCUGCCUUUUCCGCUCGGAGAGACCUUGGCGAAGGAGCUGGGCCAAGUGACUUUCAUAGUUGUAGAUGGAAGGUCGCAUGCGCUGCAGUGGGAGUGGCGAAGGGGAUUGACCAAGGCUGUUGCGGCUCUGGUUGAAAAGGCAGAGAUCAUGACCACGGGCUGA
This is a messenger RNA of Bacidia gigantensis, 1053 nucleotides long. RefSeq lists its product as uncharacterized. The transcript has 3 exons. Lineage: Eukaryota; Fungi; Ascomycota; Lecanoromycetes; Lecanorales; Ramalinaceae. The coding region runs from base 1 to 1053 and encodes 350 amino acids. The record is from RefSeq and is a predicted model, not a curated record.